AUGCCUUCAACCAACCCAAAUGCCAUGCGAGACGAAUGUUGGAUUUCGAGCACUCAAGCGGAUAAAAACAGAAGCUUCAACUUUGCCGAUGAGUAUUUUUUGAAAAAUGAAGUCCUCACUAACAAUAACGGUAAUAAGAAUGGGCAAUCGCGAGAGGAGAGAGAAACACAAGGCCUCACGAGGAAAGAGUUGAAAAGAUCGAGAAGUUAUGGCGUGGGAGACUUCCCGCCUCCGAUUUCUUGUAUAGGAAAAUGCGGGAAGCCGUUUGUGAGCUUUAGGUCAUUCAGGCAAGACGGGAGGUUCAUUCUUAAGGAGAUAAGGAUCCAGGAGCUUAUGCACGUGCAACGUGAAAACGGGCGGUUGAAACUACAGUUCAUCCAGUCUGAUGACGAUGAUGAAGAAGAUGGAGAUAAUUAUGAUGAUGGUGCUAUUGGUGAAGAUGGAAAAGUGGAACGUUUUGAGAAGAUACAAUGA
Molecule: messenger RNA, 474 nt
Organism: Striga asiatica
Lineage: Eukaryota; Viridiplantae; Streptophyta; Magnoliopsida; Lamiales; Orobanchaceae
Source: the annotation of a GenBank genome assembly